Messenger RNA from Melampsora larici-populina 98AG31, 2073 nucleotides. RefSeq lists its product as uncharacterized. The transcript has 8 exons. Gene Ontology annotation, cellular component: vacuolar membrane. Gene Ontology annotation, molecular function: amino acid transmembrane transporter activity. Gene Ontology annotation, biological process: amino acid transmembrane transport. Bases 1 to 2073 code for a protein of 690 amino acids. The record is from RefSeq and is a predicted model, not a curated record. Lineage: Eukaryota; Fungi; Basidiomycota; Pucciniomycetes; Pucciniales; Melampsoraceae.
AUGCAGCCAUCAACUCCACCAACUCCCACUAUUAACGUUCGUGAUGGUAACCAAAAUCAACAAGAAAGCUAUCGAGGUGUGAUUGCCAGUUCGAUUGAUUUGGUACACAGUUAUAGUCGAAGUCAAAGUUUUAUAAACGAGAAUUUACCAAGUAGUUUCAAUUAUUCAAGUUUUAGUACUAGUUAUCAAACUAAUCGACUUCAACCUGAUGUUGAAAGUCAAUGGGAAGCCGAUGAUGAGAAUGAAGAGAAUGAAAGUCUUGCAUUAUCACAUGAAGAGACUGGCUACAUUUCGGAUGAAGAACCAGAUUUAUCAAGUAUCGAUGACCAUCAACCUGAAGUUCGACAACUCUUGGAACCAUCAACACCUAAACCUAGACGGAUGCGACAUAGCGCUUCUCAUAAUCCUCAAACAUUGAGAGGUGGAUUACAAGAUUUUUGGAGUAGAAGGUUAUCUAUUAAUUUUAGAAAUCUUAAACCAUCCACUUCAUCAUUAAAAGCAUCAAGUCAUCUUACAAAUUCAUCACAUCUUGGAAAAUCUUCAGAAUCUUCAUUACGACCUAUUCAAAACCUCGAAAGAUCGGAUCGACAAUCAGUUAUUACAGAUUCUCAAUCUGCUCAAGCUUUUCGACCGUAUCCUAAACGACGUAUAGCUAGUGAAGCUCAACCCGCUUUCAGUUCAUCAUCAAAUGAUACAACUUACCAUAAUCAUGUAGAAGGUGAUACUUUACCAGCACCACCAGCGAUCGGAACAAGUACAUUUGGUCAAACUCUUUUCAAUAGUUUUAAUGUACUUUGUGGUGUGGGAUUAUUAUCAGAACCUUUAGCAUUUUCUUCUGCUGGUUGGGUUUCUAGUAUAUUCCUUUUUUUGUUUUGUGGAUUAGCAACCAAUUAUACCGCGAAGAUCUUGGCACGAUUGAUGAUGGAAGACAGAACUCUUUUAACGUACAAUGAUAUUUGUUGUAAAGCCUUUGGUCGAUCAAUGCAAUACCCAAUAGCUGGAUUAUUUUGUUUAGAACUUUUUGCCUUAUCAGUAGCCUUAAUGGUAAUCUUUGGAGAUUCAAUGUCCACAAUCUUUUCAAAUCAAUCUCCCACCAUCUUUAAAUUAAUGGCUUUCUUCUUAGUGAUCCCUACAAUCUUUAUGCCAUUUAAGAUUUUAAGUUAUACUAGUUUGAUUGGUUUAUGUAGUUCUUUAACUUUAGUUAGUGUGGUCAUCAUCGAUGGUUUUUUAAAAUCUGAUUCACCUGGUAGUAUUUUCUUUCCUGCCAAAACUAGUUUAUGGCCUAAUAGUAAAUGGGGACUGAGUGCUGGACUCAUGAUGAGUGGUGUAAGUAAAGACAAAAACAUCUCUCACAACUAUACAACAUGUCACUCUGUCAUCCCAAGUUUGGCUCGUGAUAUGCGUAACCCUCAAGAAUUCAAUUGUAUGAUUGAUUACGCUUAUUUAUUAGCCGGUUCGAUGUAUGCCAUCAUUGGAGUAGUUGGAUAUCUAAUGUUUGGAGACUCUGUGAGCCAAGAAAUCACUCAUGAUAUACUUGUCACCCCUGGUUUUCCGGUUUUUAUCAAUCAACUUGCUAUUUGGAUGGUGGCCAUUAAUCCAAUAGCCAAAUUCGCACUUUCAACUCGUCCUUUGAAUUUAACAAUCGAACAUCUUUUAUCACUUGGUACUGGAGAAGUUGAUGAUCCACAUGCAAUUCAAUCACAACCUUCUAGUUCUGGUACCCAUCAAACUAUCGAGCAUCAAACCGUUUCAAGAUCUCAAGAUACAAAAUCACAUAUUCCUAAAAGAAAAGCCGUCAAACUUACCAAAGCAUUUGGUCGUAUUAUCUCACGUAUUACUGUUACUACACUUGUGGUAGCUGUUUCGAUCAUCAUACCUGAUUUUGAUAGAGUAAUGUCAUUCUUAGGAGCUUUCGCUGCAUUUGUGAUUUGUAUCGUUUUACCAGUUUCGGCUGAAUUAUUAUUAAACCAAAAUCAAAAUCGUCAUAAGUUUUUUAUUGGUUUAGAUUUCGUUUUAUUAAUCCUUUCAAUCUUGAUGGCUAUCAUAGGAACUGUUUAUUCAUUUUUACCCUGA